Molecule: messenger RNA, 168 nt
Organism: Protopolystoma xenopodis
Lineage: Eukaryota; Metazoa; Platyhelminthes; Monogenea; Polystomatidea; Polystomatidae
Source: the annotation of a GenBank genome assembly
AAAGAUAAGGCAGAAGACGAGGAUCACAAUGAGUAUGAAGAUGAGGACGAGGAUGAGGAUGAGGUCGGGGAUAUGAAUAAGAAUGAGGAGAAGGAUCAGGAUCAAGAUCAGGAUUUUGGUAAGGCUGAAGAUGCGGAGGAGAAUGAGGAUGAUGUGGAUGGUGAUUAG